AAUGAACUCAAGAAGCACACAUCUAACAGAAUAUGCAAUAAAAUAAAUAAUUGCUGAUCAAUUCACUUAAUGGGAAAUAGUAAAUCCUAGUCAAAUCUAAAUAAGUAGAUUAGCAGGAUUAACUAAUAUAACAUAUAAGGUAGAAAUAAAUGAAGAAAUCAUACCCAAAACUAUUGUGUUUAGAGAGUAUCAAUAUAAUUUAAUGAUUAGAUUUGGAAAUGCUGAAGGAUUUGUUGAUUCUAAAUAAGAACGAAUUAUUUUUAAAACAAUUUCUGAUUUAGAAUUAGGUCCAAAAUAAUUAUAAUGUGGUGAUAUUUGGAGAAUGGAAGAAUUUGUAACAGAUGGAAUUCAUCCAACUAAUUAAAAAAUGGGAUCACCUCUAUUUCAAUUUAGAUCUAUGGGAGUCUUAUAAAAGUUUCAUUAAAUGGAAAUACCAAUUCCAAAUAAUGGUACAUCCAUGAUUCUUAAUAAGACAUUAUCAGAGAAUAUGAAAAUAAAUGUGAUUAGGAAGAUUUAAAAAAAAGAAUUAUAUACAGAUGUAGAACUCAAAUAAUUAGAAAAUAUUGAAUCAUUCUUAAAUAAUGAUGAUGAAUACAAGUAUUUAUAAGAAAUGAUUGGAAAAGAAAAUAAUGAAGAAGUAAAUAUAUUUAUUAAUAAUUUUUAGUUAAAAUUUUGUCAUAAUGAUUUAAAUUAAUUAAAUAUAUUUAGUACAACAAGAAAGGAUAAAGAAAUAGUCUUUAUUGAUUAUGAAUAUUGUUCAUAUAACUAUCCUUCAUAUGACAUUGCUAAUUUUCUAAAUGAAUCUGCUAUCAAUUAUUAAUAUGAAGAUGAACCAUAUUAUGUUUUAGUUGAUGAUAAUUUUGAUACAGCUCCAAUUUAAGCUCACUUUUUAGCUUUGUGUUAUCUAAUUCAUUAGAAUUGUCAAAUGAAUGAGAUUAAUUAAAUUGUUGAGUUUAUAACUUAAAGAACCAAUAAAAAUAAAGAUGAAUUAAAUACUUUUAUAAGUAUGAUUAAAUAAAUUUUGGAAUAAAGAAUGAAUUAAAAAUAGAUUAGUGAAUUAUUUGAAUCUGUAUCUUAUUUGAAAAGAAGAAUAAGAAGAUUGUAAAUGAUAUCUAAUCUUAAUUGGGUUUGGUGGAGUGUUCUUUUAGCUCAUGAAAAGAACUCAUUGAAUUUUGAAUAUAUUGAUUAUGGAUAUUUGAGAUUCAAAAUGUUUGAAAAAUUAUUAGAAUUAGAAAAAGUAAGAGGAAUAAAUAAAUGA
This is a messenger RNA of Paramecium sonneborni, 1258 nucleotides long. Lineage: Eukaryota; Ciliophora; Oligohymenophorea; Peniculida; Parameciidae. The record is from the annotation of a GenBank genome assembly.